Messenger RNA from Aureococcus anophagefferens, 4302 nucleotides. RefSeq lists its product as hypothetical. Gene Ontology annotation, biological process: fatty acid biosynthetic process. The record is from RefSeq and is a predicted model, not a curated record. The transcript is spliced from 7 exons. Lineage: Eukaryota; Pelagophyceae; Pelagomonadales; Pelagomonadaceae. The coding region runs from base 1 to 3807 and encodes 1268 amino acids. Gene Ontology annotation, molecular function: fatty acid synthase activity.
AUGGCGUCCGACGACGAUGGUCCGGCACGAACGCUGGCCUUCGUCUUCGGCCCCGUCGGCUGGCAGCGCGAGAACAUGGGCCGCGCGCUGUACGACCAGGGCGGCGUCUUCCGCGACGUCUUCGACGAGGUCGCCCGCGAGUGCUGGCCGACGCUGCCCGUGGCGCUCGGCGACGUCGUCUACCCGGUCACGGGCGCGUCGGCGCUGGACCUGAGCGGCAUGAUCGACUCGACGUUCUACGCGCAGACGUCGCUCUACGCCGUCGAGGUCGCGCUCGACGCGCUCCACCGGUCGCGCGGCGUCGAGCCCGCCGCGUGCGCCGGGCACAGCAUCGGCGAAUUCUCCGCGGCCGCGUCCGGCGCGCCGCCCGCCGGCGACGGCGACGCGCCGGCGCCCGAAUCGAGUCGGCGCGGUCACGGCGCGGGGUCCACCGUGCUCUCGGGCGACGCGCGGGCCGUGGCGAAAGUCGUCGUCGCGCUCCGCGAGUCCGGGACCAAGGCGCGGCCGCGGCGCGUGCGGGGCACGUCCCACGCGGACCACAGCCGGCGGCUGCGGCCCAUCGCCGACCAGCUGGCCGCGGACGUGGCGGCGAUCCUGACGGACGCGCGGCCGAACGGGGCGACGCUCGUCGUGUCCACGGUGACGGGCGCGCCCGCGGACGUCGCGGCGCUGCGGUCCGGCGCCCACUGGGCCGCCCACAUGACCCAGCGCGUCGAGUACGUGAAAACGGCGCGCUUCCUCGCGGAGCAUCGCGGCGUCGCGACGUUCGUCGAGAUCGGCGACGGCAUGCUCGGCCGCGUGACGCUGCCGACGGUCGAGCCCCUGGUCCCCGGCGGCCGCGCGACGUGGCUCGCGUCCCUCGCGCCGGCGAAGGAGGCCAACGGCGACGGCGACGCCGACGUCCGCGCCUUCGACGCGGCGAUCGUCGCGCUCGCGGCCGCGGCGCCGCCGCCGUCCGCGGCCGCGGACGAGGCCAAGGAGCCCGCGACGCCGCAGUGCCUCCGCUUCGACUCCAAGGCCGUGCUCCAGUCCGCGGAGAGCGUCCGCGAGGACCCGCGGAGUCCCUUCGCGUUCCCCUGGGCCACGCCCAAGGGGAGGAAGGUCGCGUCCAUCGCGACGAGCCCAGUGCCGACGCCCGGCAAGUCGCUGGCCGCGGCGCUCGACGAGGCCGCCGACGACGGCGACGACUCCAUGGCCUUCUUCAAGAAGAGGACGGACCGGGCGGCGCCCGCGGACGCGCCCGGCGGCCCGCACUCGCGGCACAUCACGAACUGGUGCUACGCGACGGGCACGCUCGCGGUGCUCGUGGCGCACUUCGGCUUCGGCGAGACGGAGGCGCACCCGGACGGCGCCAUGUGGGUCUUUCGGAGCCUGUUCAGCGCGGGCUUCGCGAUGCGCAUGUUCUGGCUCUUCGCCGGUUUAGGAGACCUGCGGAACCGGCGCGCGGGCAGGACCGCGCAGGCGCUCGGCGACCGCCUCGGGCCCCUCGCGCGCCUCUACUUUGCCAUGGUCGUGCUCGACGCGCUGAAGAAGAUGGUCUGGGGCAGCUUCGAGGUCGUGGGGAUCUGCCUCGGGGGCUGCGGGUUGAAGGGGUCGAUGAACUUCGUGAACCUCACGCGGACCAAGUGGUUCAUCAUCAGCCUCGCCUGGUGCCGCCUCGUCGGUUUUUUUGCCGAGCGGAAGCUGGCGCCGCGGGCCGCGGAGCGCUGGCUGCCCCUCGCGGUCGCGGCGCUCCACGUGUUCUUGCGCUUCGUCGACGUCUACGAGAACGGCGACGCGUACUACUCGACGAAGGUCGGCCAGCUCAAGCCGCUCAACUACUUCGUCAAGUCGGCCUAUUAUUACGUGGUGUGGCCCUUGCUCAUGCCGAUGAACCUCGGCACGCUCAGGUGCUCCGCGCGGAGCGAGAAGCGCGAGGACGUCCUCCUCGCGCGGCCGCCGUGCGUGCCCGCGCGGCGCCACCGCGUCCAGCCCGCCGGGGCGGCGGACCCGCCGCCGGCGGACGUUAUAGCCGUCGGCGCCGCGACGGCCGCGCGCUGGUCCGCCGGCGUGCUCCUCGCGAACGUCGUUGUGGUCACGUGCGUCGCGCGCACCGCGCAGCGCCCGAAGACGCUCGACGGGCCCCGGCGGACGCUGGACACGGGUGUGCUGCCGACGCUCUUCCAGCUCGCGAGCUGCUCCCUGAACAGCGGCUGCCUCGUCGCCUUCCCGCUCGCGCGCGCGACGCGGCGCCUCGGCGGCCUCGGCGGCGUCGCGCGCGUCGCGUACCUGCUCUUCGACGAAACCGUCGCGGCGGCGAUUUUAGGCUCCUACGUCUACUGGUGCCCGGCGACGCCGACCUUCUUCAGCGAACUCGGCGCCAAGGCCCUCUUCGGCUACAUGUGGCACCCGUUCUUCGUGCCGCCGGCGACGGCCAUGGUCGCGGGGCUCACGCGGACCUUCGCGAAGACGGACCAGAUCCUGUGGCUGCCGCUCAUCCUGAUCGCCCACGUCUUCCUCCACCGCGUCCCGCUCACGCCCGCCGCCCUGAGGGCCGAGCUCAGGGACCGGCACUUCGCCUCGGUCCUCUGCCACCCGCAGAUCGCCAUCCUCGGGCUCUUGUUCGCCACGCUCGCCAUCCGGAUCCACCAGGCCGCGACCGACGAGGCGACGGCCUUCAUCGAGAGCCUCAUGGAGCAGGAGGGCUUCUGGGAGGGCGUCGGCGAGAAGGGCUGCGCGCUCUUUCCCGGUUUGCGGUGGAUCUACACGGCGAACGUCACCGCGCCGGGCGGCCGCCACUACUGGACCGUCGAGGGCACGUCGGAGAAUCUGCUGCUGGCGGUCUGCACGCGGGAGGACGGCACCAUGUCCUGCCAGAGCCGCGAGGAUCUCGCGGAGCGCGGCUGGGACCGCGCGCGCAUCGAGGUCGCCUACGAGGAGCACCGCGCCUUCGCGGAGAACAUGCGGCGCAUGGUGGAAGGAGACCCCUGGUCGAUCCGCGACAAGCCCCUGCUCGUGCGCUGCGAGCACGACAGCGGGGGCUACGCCUGCCGCGUGCUGAUUUUCGACGAGGAGAACGUCGGCGACGUGACGUCGCUGUCCUGGUGGCGGCCCGCGCUGAGCCACGAGCGGGUCCUGGAGCUCGACGCGCGGCGCGAGGCCGCGCGGGCCGUCGAGCAGGCGGGGGAUCACGAGAACGCGGUCGUGGCCUACGACGACAUCCUGGGCGUGCUCGACGGGGCGCUGCGGGACCCGGCGCUGGGACCCUGCUGCGCGACGCAGGCGCUGCUCGCGAAGUGCCUCUUCUCGCGGGCCUCGUGCCGCCUCGCGCUCGGCGGGCGCGACAACCUGCGGAGCGCCUUCGAUGACAGCCAACGGGCGCUGACGAACUCGAGGCACUCGGGCUGGUUACGAGCUGGAUUGGAUGAGGACGCGGUCAUCUUGGCCGACGACUUCGAGCAGCUCCGAGGGCGCAUGAUCGAUGCGAUGGGCGACCUCAGCGAGGCGCUGGCGGCGCGGCCCCGGGCGACGCACGUCGACGGCGUCAUGGACUGGCAGAUCAAGCAGAGGGAAUUCGAGGCGCAGAAGGCGCGGGCUUGCAAAAAGAUCCGGGACGAGCGCGCGGCGGAGGCCGCGCGGGCCGAGGCGCCGACGCCCCCCUCGCCGCCGCGGGAAAUUUUCUACGGCCCCGCGCCGCGGUCGCACGCCGACGAGGUCCGCGCGCGCAUCGCCGCGGAGCACGAGGCCGCCCGCGCGCGACGCGAGGCGAACCCGGAGCCGGAGCCGACGACAAUGCUGAGCUUCUGGCUCGCCUUCGUCGCCAUGUAGAGAACGAUAUUCCGGAAGCGAUGUGGCAGCUGGCGCAAUUCUACGACCAGGGAAAUUUCGGGAUCAUAAGAAACCAGAAGAAGUGCGUGAAAAUCUUGAAACGUGCCGUGGAGCUCGGGUGCGUGGAGGCGAUGGUGUUUCUUGGAUAUCUGUACGAUACUGGACGGGGCGGCAAGGUGGAUAAGAAGAAGGCGAUGCAGCUCUAUCGAAUUGCAAGUGAUAAGGGAAGUGUGCAGGGUCGAUACAACUUCGGAAUGAUGCUGCGGGAAGACGAGCGUCAUGAAGAGGCAUUCACUUUGUUGAAAGCCGCCGCUGAUCGCGGCCACACACAUGCUAUGUACACUACAGGAAAAUGCUACGUGCACGAAGAGGGCGUUGCACGCGAUCUCGACGAAGCCAAGCGCUGGUUCGCGCGCGCCGCCGCCAACGGCGACGAAGAGUCCAGCGCCGUGUUCGAGGAGAUGAACGCCAGCGGUUAAACGCAGAUAUAGAUUC